Messenger RNA from Argiope bruennichi, 1953 nucleotides. RefSeq names its product CCAAT/enhancer-binding protein beta-like. Bases 394 to 1116 code for a protein of 240 amino acids. The record is from RefSeq and is a predicted model, not a curated record. The transcript has a single exon. Gene Ontology annotation, biological process: regulation of transcription by RNA polymerase II; DNA-templated transcription. Lineage: Eukaryota; Metazoa; Arthropoda; Arachnida; Araneae; Araneidae. Gene Ontology annotation, molecular function: RNA polymerase II cis-regulatory region sequence-specific DNA binding; DNA-binding transcription factor activity, RNA polymerase II-specific.
CUUAUCAUUCAGGUUUAAGAGCCAAAAGUGAUAAAACUUCAGUAGACCUUGAAUAUCCGUCGCAUUGAAAAGUCUUCAUUCGAAAUUUCAGUUUCGUUCAGUGAGGAAGUGAGAGAAACAGCGGACUCUUUGACGCGGAAGCAUACGGAUUUUAGAAACUUUAUCGACUACGAACUGGGUUGUUUUGCCGUUCUGUUAUUGCGUAGGUCAUACUUCAAAACUCCCUCCGAAGUUGUGCGCGCGCUAUUUGGAGUUUCGUUUCGAGGAGACGUGUGUUUUGAUAGCUGAAAGUCUUCGAAAAACUCACUGGGGAAGGCCCCUUUAGAAAUCACAACGGCUCUCUUAAAAGAUUUUCCAACAUGCUACCCGUACCCGUUUGUAGAGUCUCCACUCAUGUAUGAUUUUGUGUCGGAAGUGCCGAAACGGAGUGCGAAAGUGAAGAAUUUGGACUUAAGUGCUGUACCCGAUCUCCCUGAUCUCAGCACUCCCGAAGUGUCGUUCGACCUUCAUAAUUACAUCGACGUUUCCAACCAAGUUCCGGCAGAUACUCUUCUGGCUGAUAUCUUGGCCGAGGAAUCGGAAAGAUCCAACAACACCGUUCCGGUUAGCACCAUUCCAAGUGUCAACUUCGGUUUCCCGAUGCCCCAGUCGGCCGGAUUUGGCUCCGACCGCUACGGCUCCGAAGCGGGCAUUAAACAGGAACCGGCGGCUGGAAUCGAAACCCACAACACCUUCACCAGUCGGAGCACCAACGGCUACGCUUUCGCCGGAUUGCCUCAACUGCCGGAUACUGCCCUUAACUCUGCUGUAUUCGGCGGCGAUCAGCGAGAAGUCAAUUUCAAAACAGAAGAGAAAAAAUCCAACAAAAAACUACUGGACAAAGCCUCUGACGAGUAUCGGCGAAGGCGGGAAAGGAACAACAUUGCCGUUCGAAAGUCCCGAGAAAAAGCAAAACAGCGCUGCAAGGACACUGAAAGACGCGUUUGCGAUCUUGUCUCCGAAAACGACAAACUCAGAAAGCGGGUGGAAUUGCUUUCCAAAGAGCUCAGCGUUCUUAAGAACUUACUUUCCAAUGUUGGUGUAUCACCUGAAUCCGCUACCAAAAACAUUGAAUAACUGUAACUUUGUGGAAGUGGCAGAACAGUUCAUUGACAAAGAUCGGACAGCACGUUUUUAUGUGCCUUUUCUUGUCAUGUACCGUAGAGCGGUCGAAAAAUUAAAGCACGUCGAUAAAGACGAUGUUAUUAGGUAUCUUUUGUAUUUCAAGUCGGAUGUCCGGCUUAUAUCUUUGCCAAUUUAGGCAAAGAAAAAUGAAUCAUAUUAUCAUUCAUCAAGAAUAAUUAUCUGUGUUUAUGAAUGUGGCAUUAGUAGUCUCUUGCGGUUUAAAGGAUUUUGAUUUUGUGAAAGUGAGAGUGUUUUAUUGUCGUGAUUAAUCAAGUUUGUUAUCUUGAUUUGGAAUGGUUUGUGCAUUUAAGUUCAGGAAACAUCUGCAUAAUUUCUGUUUAUGUAACUAUUUCACUUUGACUGCUCUUAUUGAGUAAAAACAGAGACUAGAAACUUUUUACAUUUUGUGCCAAGAAAUGAUAUUCAAAAACACAGAUUUAUCUGGUAUGGUACUUAGUUUACCAGUGAUCAAUCUAGAAAAUUUUUCUGUGACAUUUGUUAUUGUUUGAUGUCAUUUAGAUAGUUCUUAAACUCAUUUUGACUCGGAAAUACAAUUUUAUAUUAUUAUUGUGAUGUAUUGAUUGAUGCAAUAGUUAAAUGAGAUUUAUAUGUAUCAUAUAAAAAUGUUAUAUUUUAAGGAAUAAUGUAGUUUAUGAAAAACUUUGGUUUUAUUUUUUAAGCUUAUUUUAAAAAAUCUGAAAUAGCAAUAUUAUGCACUGAAUUAUUUUUCUUUUGAAAUAUCUAAGUCGUAAAUAUAUGUCAUAAAACUCUAAUAGAUAAAAUUUUAUG